This is a messenger RNA of Colletotrichum gloeosporioides, 1587 nucleotides long. Its product is annotated as General alpha-glucoside permease. Bases 1 to 1587 code for a protein of 528 amino acids. NCBI's taxonomy places the organism in Eukaryota, Fungi, Ascomycota, Sordariomycetes, Glomerellales, Glomerellaceae. Gene Ontology annotation, cellular component: membrane. The transcript has 2 exons. Gene Ontology annotation, biological process: transmembrane transport; carbohydrate transport. The record is from RefSeq and is a predicted model, not a curated record. Gene Ontology annotation, molecular function: carbohydrate:proton symporter activity.
AUGAAGCAAGACAAAGCAGACUUUGUGGACGAUUUAGUCGAAGACGGCAACGUCAGAGAAGAAAUUCAAGAGCAAUUGUCUUGGAGUCGACAGUUUGCCGAGCUGAAGCAGUCAUACCGGAAUGCACUCGCUUGUUUCGCUUGUGCUUCCGUCGCCAUCGUUAUUGGAUACGACAUGAACCUCAUUGGGUCAAUCAUUGCUAAUAAGGAGUUCGUUAAACAAUUUGGGGUCUUCAAUAAGGAACACCAAGUUUGGACACUUCCGGCAGAUCGACAGUUGGCGUGGACUAUUUGCCAGUUCUGUUCUGCAAUGCUGGGCGCAGUUAUCGUGGGGACAGCCAGCGAUCGCUUCGGCCGUCGCAUUUGCGUCUUCAUCAACAUUGCGUUAUUGAUCAUCGGUACGGUCGUCGAGCUUGUGGCUCCCAAUUGGGGUGUUUGGUCCGUUGCAAAGGUUAUCUUCGGAUUUGCCAUGGGAUUCAUGCAGGGAAACACGCAAACAUACGUGGCUGAAAUAGCCCAUGUUCGGAUUCGUGGUUUCAUGCUGGCUCUAUUCCAGUUCUGGCUCAUAAUCGGGGUGUUUCUAUCCUCGUGUGUUCUGGAGGGCACGUCCAGAAUCUCUGGCACCUGGUCAUGGAAAGCAGAUGUUGUCUCCCAGUUUGGCAUUGGCUUGAUCAGCUUGUCGCUUUUCACAUUCCUAACGCCGGAGUCACCCUACUACCUCGCAGGAAAGGGUGAGACCGAAAAGGUCAAAAUGGUUCUCUGUAGCCUUCGUGGCAAGGAGCCUGGGUACAUUGUUGAAGCUGAUGUUGAUCUCAUCAUGCGAACCAUCGAGCACGAGAAGUCAACAAGCGGAGCAGAAGUGUCUUUUAUGGACUGCUUCAGAGGGGUGGACUUGCGGCGAACCCUGCUUGCCUGUUUACCCAUGGUCAUGCAACAAUUUUCAGGUUGGUCCCCCUUUCCUCUCCAGUACACUGGCUCUCUAACUAACUCGUUCAAAUCAGGAUGGCCUCUCUGCGGCAACUACCUUACAUACUUCUUGGCACUAGCUGGCCUGGAGGACGCCUUCCUUGUCACAGUGAUUGCGAACGUCCUUUCAAUUUUCGCUGUCCUUCUUUCUUUCUCUCUGGUGGAGAAGAUUGGACGACGUCCACAAUUACUGCUGGGUCUUUCGGGUAUGAUUCCCUGCUUGCUGGCCAUCACCAUUCUAGGCUGGGUCGGUCGCGGUACCCUAGCCAAUGGGCGGGCGCUGGCAGCCUUUUCUAUCGUUUGGACCAUUCUGUACUACAUUUCCUUGGGCGCCAUCGGAUGGACACUUGUUGGUGAGAUCCCGUCUGUUCGGUUGAGAGCCAAGACCACAUCGAUUGCAACCAUUACGAAUGCGGUGUGCAACCUGGCAUGGGCGGUGGCCAUUCCCUAUCUCAUCAAUGAGGAAGAGGCCGAUCUCGGCCCCAAGGCGGGAGUUGUGUUCUUGGGCCCUGCUUGUGUUCUAACCGUCAUGGCCUUUUUUGUUGUUCCGGAGACGAAAGGCAAGACUUUUGCUCAGCUCGAUCGCUUGUUUGAGCUUCGUACACCGGCACGCAAGUUCUGA